Molecule: messenger RNA, 1537 nt
Organism: Tupaia belangeri chinensis (Chinese tree shrew)
Lineage: Eukaryota; Metazoa; Chordata; Mammalia; Scandentia; Tupaiidae
Gene: RGN
Product: regucalcin
Exons: 7
Coding region: 271-1170 (299 amino acids)
Biological process (GO): L-ascorbic acid biosynthetic process
Molecular function (GO): gluconolactonase activity; enzyme regulator activity; calcium ion binding
Source: RefSeq, a predicted model, not a curated record
CGGAGCGCGCACCGCUCUGCCGGACUUCCCGAGCAGGGGCAACCGGAAGGAGGCCGCCUGCCCUGGGCCUACCCGGGACCCGCGCCCGGUUCACGCGGCGGGCUGGCGCACGCCUUCCGCAGAGCCCCGCGCUGGGGACAAGGUGGCCUCAAGCCUCAGCUUGCCAGGGAGCGCCUCUUCAUAGCCGUUACUGUCGCCGUCGCCAGAGGCCGCAGAGGUGCUACCAGAUUGUGCCAAGGCUCCUCACCAGCACAGAUCUCUCCCACAACAAUGUCUUCCAUUAAGAUCGAAUGUGUUUUGCCGGAGAACUGCCGGUGUGGUGAAUCUCCAGUGUGGGAAGAGGCAUCCAACUCUCUGCUCUUUGUAGAUAUUCCUGCAAAAAAGAUUUGUCGGUGGGAUCUGCUCACCAAGCAAGUGCAGCGAGUGACCAUGGAUGCCCCUGUCAGCUCUGUGGCCCUUCGCCAGUCAGGAGGUUAUGUCGCCACCAUUGGAACAAAGUUCUGUGCUUUGAACUGGGAUGAUCAAUCAGCAGUUGUCCUGGCCACUGUGGAUAUAGACAAGAAAAACAAUCGAUUCAAUGAUGGGAAGGUGGAUCCAGCUGGGAGAUACUUUGCUGGCACCAUGGCUGAGGAAACAGCCCCAGCAGUUCUCGAGAGGCGCCAAGGGUCCCUGUACUCCCUCUUUCCUGACCACCACGUGAAGAAGUACUUUGGCCAAGUGGACAUCUCCAAUGGUUUGGAUUGGUCCCUAGACCACAAGAUCUUCUAUUAUAUCGACAGCCUGUCCUACUCGGUGGAUGCCUUUGACUAUGACCUACAUACAGGACAGAUCUCCAACCGCAGAAGUGUUUACAGGCUGGAGAAAGAAGAACACAUCCCAGAUGGGAUGUGUAUUGAUGUUGAGGGGAAGCUCUGGGUGGCCUGUUACAAUGGAGGAAGAGUGAUUCGUUUAGAUCCUGAAACAGGGAAAAGACUCCAAACUGUGAAGUUGCCUGUUGAAAAAACAACUUCAUGCUGCUUCGGAGGGAAGGAUUACUCUGAAAUGUAUGUGACCUGUGCCCGGGAUGGACUAGACCCUGAUGGUCUUUUGAAGCAACCUGAAGCUGGUGGAAUUUUUAAGAUAACUGGACUGGGGGUCAAAGGAAUUGCCCCAUAUUCCUAUGCAGGAUGAGUGACAGGUCUUCUUUCCUGAUGGAAGAAAUCUUGAAGGCAACUAGAAAAUUCUGGGGCUGAAAUUUCAAUCUAGUCAGAAAAAAUAAAGUGAAUUUAUUAUUAACAAGAUUAAAUUUAAUUUCCAAUUUUUAAAAGGUAGAACAUUUUUAACAAGGAAUGAUAUGUGGUUUUUAUAAGGCCUUCUGUAAAAGGCACUAAAGAAAUGCAAAGAUAUGUUCAAGUGUCAACCAGCCUCUUUACUCUGCAAAUUGCUGGAGGGCGGGUAGAGGAAGAAGGGACUAUAUUCUUUAUUCUGCAUUCUACACUUAGUAUACCUAAAACUUCCAAAAACUAAUAAAUAGUAACUUGUUAAUGACUAUUUACAA